UCGACGAGAUGGCUCGGCUUGAUCUAACAUCAACACGUGGAUCCUCAAACCGACACGGCUUAUCCAUAAUCCAGUAGCCAGUGAAGUAAGCCAGUGUGUACAAUACAAUAGCUUCCCAAACGACACGCAGAUAUAUACUAGACGACUGUGACAGAAGAUACCUAACUGGCCGAGAUGGCGACGAUCAGUUCAGCAGCCCCGCGCUUCAAACUUGUGUUUCGCGUGCCCCCGGCAGCCCUAGCGUCCGUUAAAAGCGCAAUCUUCUCUACGGGCGCGGGCCGCUAUCCGGGACCGGGCAAUUACACCGAAUGCUGUUGGACAACCAUGGGUACCGGUCAGUUCCGGCCCGGAGACGCCGCAAAUCCCCACAUCGGGAAAGUGGGUGAGCUCGAGGAGGUGCCGGAAGCCAGAGUAGAAACGCUCUGCGUUGGCGAGGAUACCGUUAGAAAAGCUGUCGAGGCGCUGAAGAGGGCACAUCCUUAUGAAGAACCGGGGUAUGAAGUAUACAAGGUAGAGGAUAUCUAACCCCCUUAAAAGCAAGGAGUACAUUUCUAUAUUAAACUAAUGAAUAUCGGUAUUUACGAUUUGACAUGAGCUAUUAUAUCCUCAGGUUGAUUGCAGUUGCCCCCUUAUCCAUCCGACCAAGCGCACUAUCGCGGCUUUGUUUCCUUAGCGGAGUCA
Molecule: messenger RNA, 681 nt
Organism: Daldinia vernicosa
Lineage: Eukaryota; Fungi; Ascomycota; Sordariomycetes; Xylariales; Hypoxylaceae
Product: GTP cyclohydrolase 1 type 2/Nif3
Exons: 3
Coding region: 175-525 (116 amino acids)
Source: RefSeq, a predicted model, not a curated record